GUUCUAUUGAUAAUGAUAAGGUGGUAGCUACUUAUGGCGUUGUAGGAGACGAUUGGAUUAUUUUUACAUUUUACAUGUAAUAGUUUUAAUUGAUGACGCUAAUCUCAUAUGAGAUUUCAGCAUUUAUUUACUUUAUAAUUUUAGUUAUCGUGUAAUGCUUGUUGUAGUUAUUCGGUGAGAGCGAAUAUUUCUUUGUUUUUUUCCUCCAACAUAUGUUGGACUACUUCUGUUCGUUACAAAUUACGCGUAACAAAUUAUUCUGUACGCGCACAAUGAUUGCAUCAGUAAAUUGUGAUAACUUAGGUUCAAACAACAGUAAAGGAACCAGAAGUCAUUCGGCUCAAGGUCUGGCGAGUUCCGUGUCUAGUUCAGCUAUGAAGAUACCGUUACCUCCUCGUCCAUGGAUCACAGAUGCAGAAGAUGAUUCAUCAGAUGAAAUGGACAGUGUUAUUAUUAAAGACGAGAGCUUGAUUGCUAUGGAAAGAACAAGAAUGAGGUCAAGAUAUCGACACCAUAAACAAAGACAAGUUAAUGUACCUAUUGGAAUUUUUUGGGAUAUUGAAAAUUGCCAGAUACCAAGAGGAUGUUCCGCCAUAGAACUGGUGGCUGCCAUUCGAGCAAAGUUUGUGAGGGAUGGAAGAAGAGAAGCUGACUUUGUAGUUGUUUGUGAUGUUCGUAAGGAAACAACCACAAGACUAUUAGAACUUAAUGAUGCUCAAGUGAGCUUAAUACAUGUCUGUAGGACUCAGAAAAAUGCUUCAGACGAUAAACUAAGGCAAUGCAUGAGGAGGUUUGGUGAUCUACACUCUUCACCCGCUGCUAUACUAUUAAUUUCUGGCGAUAUUGACUUUGCUGCUGAUUUAACUGACUUCAGAUAUAGGAAAAACAUGGAAGUGAUAUUGGUGCACAAACAGAACACUUCGGCGGCUUUAAUUGCAUGUGCAUCGUCUCAUUAUUGCUUUGACGAGAUCGCCUCUACUCUGCCCAGAAAGGUAUCGAAAAGUGAGGAAGAAACACCAACUUGUGAAGUGGAAGUUUUGAACUUGCCCAUCCACCAGCCAGCUGAGUUGGUGUCCAUAAGACUACGUCAUCUUGCCAAAAAGUGCGGUGGCAAAGUUGUCUCUGUCACCGCACCUACUGCAGUACUUAAGUUUUCUACGCCGGACCAUGCUUCAAGAGCUUUAAUGCGUAUGGAUGGAGAGGAUGUGUACGGACGGAAGAUUAGUACGCGGUACGCUCGCAGCGCUGUGCCGCCGGCGUAUUCCAGUGAUGAGGGGUACAGCACUGCGCCAGCUUCCUACCAGGCACCCGCCUUUGUUCCACCACCUGCCAAGGUAUGCUCAUCGCCUCAAGAGAUGGCCUCGUUCAAUACUCCUUGCAUCUCGAAGGAGUGGGCUAUGGCUCUGAAACAACUGCCGGCGCCUACGCCCCCGCCCCAUGAUUUCUGUCCCCCACCUGCACCCAAACCUAGGAAGAUUAGGGGCACGCAUGGUUCGGUAAAUUUGGACCAGUCGGGCUGUUCGUCAAGUAAUAGUGGCGAGGGUCGCAAUGGAGACAAUAGUGCUAGCAGGGCGGUCUCUCCAUGGAACUCUUCAGCUAGUUUCAGCGAGCACAGCGAGUCUGAGGAGUCCACUGCUGAACUAACCGUUUCUAACUUACCACCUUAUGAUGCUACAAUUUUACAGGAGAUGCUGACUCAGCUGUUCAACUUAUACGUACAAACCGUCCGAGUAACUGUCUGGGCAGCUGGGGAGGGUCCCUUAGCGACUGUAGUACUUCGAUCGGAAUGGGAUGCAAGGCUUGCCAUCGCACGCAUCCACAAACGUCGUCUAGACAACCAAUGGACGGGGCGUCGCCUAGAACUGUCUCUAGGCAAGCCAUCCCCGGCUCCCAAUCUAGACGUCCUAAGAGCUAGACUUCGAGCCAUAUUACUAGAUCAAAAGAACCAUACGCUACCUCUUUUGAGAUUAAGGGAUGCUUACGCCAGUCGUCACUGUUGUGCGUUGACGACGUCAGAUAUAGCAAAGCUCAAAGACACAGUUGUUAUUCAUGAAGGGUUUGGUAGAAUGGUUCAGUUGGUGGAUUUAACGCCGGUGUCUAGUUCAGAGAUGGAGGAGGCGCCCUGGAAGUGCCAUAUACACGCGUCCAUGAGCACCGGACAAGAGGACGGCAGCCGCAUUUUACAACCUGUCUAUAUGGAGAUCUCAACUUUAGCUAAGAAUGUACAUAUUUUGUUGGAGAGUCAUGGAGGAAUUUUACCAUUGUUAAGUUUCGUGGAGUGCUACGAGUCUCGGUUUGACGCGUUGGUCUGCGACCCGCGUCAUGGAGUAGCGCUGGAACUGCUUCUCCGCAGUGUAGAGGGACUGGACGUGCGUGACGCGCCCUCACGACACCUCACUUGGAAGGCCAGGCCUCUUGCACUCACUCCGCCGUUACCUCAGGCUGCUAACAGCGAGAGCUCCCGUUCAAGUGGAGAACGCGAGCGGCCCCGCACUGCGCCUGCCCUCGAACCAAUGCUAGCUUUGUUCGAAAGAGAACUCAUUGACUUACUACGCACGGCGCCUAGAUGCUCCAUUCCAUUCAGCAAGCUAAUACCAGCGUUCCACCACCAUUUCGGUCGCCAAUGCCGCGUGGCCGACUACGGCUUUACCAAACUGCCAGACCUACUUGCUGCACUCGGAAACGCUAUCGUGGUUCUUGGAUCAGGUUCAUCUCGUAUUAUAACAAUAUCGGCGGCGGCCCAAAGCCGUCGUUGGACGUCGGAUCUGGUGAAGGUGUUGAAAGGGCAACCGGGCCGAGCAGUACAGCUGCACGAACUCCCACAACUGUACCACGCGGUCACUGGCCGCCCCUUCUCGCCCGUGGACUACGGCGUCUGUACCAUCGCGGAGCUGAUGCAGCGAGUCAACCCUCAGGCGGUCACCGUUGCCGCGGACGGUACCAUCUCCCUGCCGCGCCGCUUGCCCACUCCGGAAGAAAGGGCUCGCACACGAGAGUUCGCCAUGCAGCCGGACAUGCUGGAGGCUGAUACUCUAGAAGGCUUGGUGUACGCCGCGGGCGGCUGUAUAGAGAACAACGUAGUAGUGGCCCCUGGAGGGUCACCUGCGUGGGCGGGAUGCUUGCUGACGGCGUGCGCGGUACUGUGCGGGGACCGUAGUGUGGCGCGGGGCUCCACGCUGGAGUACUUCACGGCGGCCUACCGCCGCCUUCGGGGGGCGGAGCCCGAGCUGAGGCGCCUCAUAGCGGCUGGCGUCAUCACUCUCAGCGAGCAGCGCCUCAACGUGUCGCCCGAGUGGCGCGUCGUGUGGCGUCUCGCUCAGUUACUCACGGACCGCGCCACGCCAGCCUCGCCCGAAGAAAUAUUCAUAGAAUUUGCUCGUCGAUAUGAACCUGUCUUCCCCGGAGUUGAUCCUAGUGCUGAGGGCGUGGCAGAUUUCCUUCGUCAUUACAUGGAGAUAUUCACGGAAACCGAGACCGGUCGCUGGACUUUAUGCCCCGGUGUCGUAGUGCCGCGAUGUCGUGAACUCAUACCAGGCCCUGCGCACGAGGAUUACUCCGUUCAUGAUACACCACCGGGACAGAAAGGUUCCCGUGUGUUUGAAUCACCAAAGAACAACAUAUGGUGCUCCCCACCUGCCAGCGCGUUGCCCACUCCUACUGCUUUUCUUAACCUCGAGAACAGACGUCGUAUUCGUUUGGCGGCUCACUUCGAAGGUCCAUAAUCCCACCGCGUCGUAUUUGAAGAUGCAUUCCUUAUUUUUGAUGUAGGUUAGUAUUAUACGUGUUCCAAACGCGGCACCUGAAACUUUGGAGUGAUGUGCAUCAGGGUCGCAACGAAUUUUAACUACUAGACUUAUGUAAGUGUCCAAUAAAUUGUGAUGUCUGUAACAAUAAUAUUUUAGAUGUUUAUAUUUUUAUGUGUUUAUUUAGUAUAAGAAAUCUUAUGGUGCAUUCGUCAAAUGUUUUAAGUGCCGAUGUAAAACUAAUGUUCCCUGUCUAUGUACAAAGAGGUAAGUCUUAAGAAUCAUCUUGACCGAAGUCUUUUUUUACUGUAUCUUAGUGUGUAAAUUAUAAUGUUUUGUUUUAAUUGACUAACUUAUAUUUCAUGUAUCCAAUGAGUCAGUUUCGCGAUGUUUUGUUUCUCGGCUUGUUCUACAAUGUCUCAUUAAGUUGCUGUUAGCUAAACUGACACAUAUUUUGACUCCUUUUGUUACGGGAAAACAGAUCAAAUUAUGUGUCAGUCAAGAUUAACGGUUUUACACGUAAUUAGAUGUUGUAUGAUGGACCCCCUAGUCUUUCAAAGUUACUUGUUGAACUAUUACAUAGAAUUGUUUAGACCUUACAACAGUGUAACUGCGUAACUCUAUUCAAUUUUAUCAUGUUUUAUUUUAUAUUUUGACAUUUUAUAUACAGAUAUUUUUUUUCUUAUAUUUUAUAUUUUGUGGCUCUUCACGUAACAAAGGACUGAACAAGCUUCAAAUGAUACUUUAAGGUACUAAUAAGUUUAUGAAAGAUCUUACAGUAUGUUAUCUACGUAAUGAUUUGUAAGUAGAUAAUGUUACUGCCAUUGAUACGAAUAAAACAAUAAUAAACACUAAAUGUACAUAUCAUUGAUUUGAGGCUCAAAAUAUGUUAAGAAUAGUUGCUAAGUUUUAUUGAAUAAACAUCUCGAGCACUUGUAACAUUUUUCGGAUGCCCACGAAAAGUACAAUGAUCAUUAAUACAUGUUGAUUGUCCUAGAAUUUUAUCGUUUAAUAUAUUUCAGCCACAAAUCUAUUUGCAUGUAUUUUGCUUGUAUUAUUUCGAAAUUACUCUUCAAAUUAUUGUACAGACCUAUAUCUUUUCUCAUUGUGUAGGUGUAUCACAUUCGAAUUUAUGUAAUUUUAGAUAACAUUUACAUUCAUGUUAAGUUCUACGUUCUACGGUGGUUUAUGUAAUUGAAUACGCCAGUUGUUUGUUGAAUCUCAAUUUUGCGAACUGGCCUUAAAUGACGUCAAUUAAAAACGUUCAAAGGUUUUAUAAGAGUAUUCAAUGAAUGUAGAUGUAGGUGAUAUUAUUGCUUUGAUACAAUAUGCUCGUGCCUAAAGUGCGAUGAUGCUUUAAUUUUAUGACAAUCGUUUGUGUUUUUCUUUAAUUAAAUCUCCUAGUUCCACAUAGUUCCCCAAGAAAGACGUUGAUUUAAGUUCCAUUUGCUCUCGUUACAAUACAUGUGAUUAUUGUAUUUUGUAACAAAAUGUUAUUGGCUUCUAAAUCACGCACAGUAAGCUCGUAACUCCUGAUUAUGGAAGCUACUUAUAAUUUGUACCAAAGCACUAGUUAGAUAAUACUUAUUCGGCCAAAUUAUCCUGUACGUACUAUUAAACAUUAUGAUAAUGUGCACUUAUUAUAUCAAAUUGGUCGUAAGUUUGUACAGAACCAUUUUUGUAAAUGGGAAUUAAUUCCUCUAGUCUUUCAAGCAAUGUUUCAUGGGUUUAAUUUUAUUGUACCUUUUAUUUUUAUGAUUUUUUUAUUUCUAAAAUAAUUCUAUUCAAGAGGUUCGUCUGUCUAACAUAUGUUUUAAACGACAGCAACCUGCAAUAAGCCAUAGUAAUAAUUUAUUUAGUUAAUAAUAUAAUUUGAAGUUAAAUAAGUAUUAACAGAUUUAUUUAAAUUAAUAUUGGAAGUGAUGAGCUAAUGAUUAAUAAUAUUGUAAAUAAUAGACUUGAGAUUUAGUCUGUAUUCUAAGGCAUUAAUUACCGCUGUGAUACUUCUGUACCAUUGAAUGCCAUACUUGGUUUCAACUCGAUUUGAAAAGCGAUCACAAAUAUUUUCUAGUAUGAGCAAGUUGUUUGUAAUCAUAAAAGUCGACGGUAUAUUUUCGUAGGUAUGUAUAUAGUGUACAUAAUAUUACAAUUUGAUUAUUAAAUUGGUACAAAGUAUGAACAUUUUAGUAAUAAAAUAUUAUACUCUCGAUGAUGUGGAACUACGAUAUUUAAUUGCGAAAUUAUUUACAGAUAAUUUUGUUUUAUAUUUUUAUGUAAGCGGGUUCUUGCAUAUUUGAAGUAUAUUUUUUCAAUGCAAUUAAUUUUACAUUUGUUACCUGCCAGUCCGCAUUUGUACAUCAGUAUUGGCCAACAGAUCAUCUAUUGAAUCAAAAUAUUUUAAAUAAGGUUUCUAUCUAAUAAUUUUAUGACCAUUGUGAUUGUCACGUAAGUUCUGAUUGUGACUGCGUUCACAUAGGGCCAGAGUACUGUCCAGCGUUUCAUAAAUGUUACUUAAGAUUGAGGCCGGCACAGACUGACGUCGGGCCACGACUUGGUAUACAGUCCUAACCACAUAUAUUUUGUUUGUGCCUACAUCUUGUUAUCCACAAAUGAUGUAUUAAGAUGUUUUCCCUUACUUAUGCACUCGUAUUAGUUUCUUCAUCUUCAGCAAUCUAUUAAUUUUUAUUACAAAACCAACUUGGGAUCCGCGCAUAGCAAAACCAGUUGAAUAACGAGUGGCUGGGUUUUCACAUGCCGCGUCAUACCAAAGUAUCCUUUGAUCUCCUGAACCACGCCAUGUUGUUCCCCGCAGUCAGUCUGCGCCGGUCUUUAUAAAAUUAAUUACCAAGUUCUCUAAGACUGUAGUGAAGAUACAUUUAAGUACUUUAUAAGCUGUUGUUUUAUUUUCUGACCAAUAACUAUGUAUUUUGUAACACUAAGGUAGAAUUAAGUAUGCAUUCAAAGUUCAUUACAGGAAGAUGUAACAUUUCAUAAAAGUUUUCCUACAUCUUCGUAAUUCUGUGAUUAUUUGUUAUAGUUUUAACUAGUGAAUCGAUGUAUUUGAAUUAGUCGUUUCAGUAUUGCAUGUAUGAUGAAUGUGUCGGAAAAUAAAUGUUAUUUUUUCAAUAA
Molecule: messenger RNA, 6872 nt
Organism: Spodoptera exigua (beet armyworm)
Lineage: Eukaryota; Metazoa; Arthropoda; Insecta; Lepidoptera; Noctuidae
Source: the annotation of a GenBank genome assembly